CCGAAAGGAGGCUGGACACCACUUUGAGAACCCGUUCAAGUGAGAUACCGACUUUGACGGGUGUGUUCAAUAUUGCGUGCGUAAUUUUUACCUGGCAGGUCGGAGGGGACAUUUUAGGAUACAUGUUGCUCACUUUAAAUGACUGAACCAAGGCACAGGAAGCGGGAGCCGCGCCGGGAUAUCCCCGGGAAUAAGCACUUUCAAUAUGUCAAGAUGCAAGCAGCCUUACUCCAAUGUUGGGGCCACUACAACGUCGAAAGAUGGAGGGGAACACUUUUGAGGAGUAACAUUCUUUAGCCUAUAAGGAAAUGCUUAACUCCGGAGAGACUGCAUGGACAGAUCGCCUAGUUUCACAUUUUGUUUAAUUGCCACACACGCCAAAAUAAUUGUGCUUAGGCUACUGGAGCAUAUUUACACAGUGGAUUUCAUAAUAGGCUACUCGUUUUUAAAAUAGGCUUUAAGUGUUCUGUAAUAUAAUGGACUGUUUAACUUAGUAGCUCAAUAUUUCAACUAUAAUUGUGCGAUUAGUUCUGCUCUUGGAGUUAUCACUGCGCAUGAGCUUCCCAGAUUGCGCUGAGAUGCGAAAUAUAUGCAGUGUGUGUUUGAAUUAGAUACUUAAUUUCCUCGGGAUUCGUCCUUAUGCUACCAACGAAUGGGAAACACUUAGAAAGUGCAUUUCAUCACAAAAAGAUAUAAGCGUAGAACUGUAGGCUAACAAAGAACUGUGUGAGAAGUUGUUAUUCACUCUUUUCGAUGGACAGUAGGAUGCGACGAAGACAGGACUUUUUCCAUGCUCGUGGCUCUGCAUGAAGAAAUAGUCCUUCCGGAGUUUCUGCAAGCAAGUUGAAAGCUUCAGCUGGGGACUAUCGCUCUCUUUUUUUGGGAAUCUUACAUGUUGGAAAAAACAAGUCUUUGUAUGCAUCGCUCCACUUGCAAAGGUGGGUUAGGGAGCUGUCUUCCCUCAUCAUUGAACACCAAAGUCACCUAGCAAGAAGCGGAACAUAAUGGAUUAUUUUAAGUGCUUUGCUGUGUUACGCCUAACCCAAUGAGACAGUGAAAUGGGGCUACGUGUGCUUUUGUUCUGAUUAAAAAAAAUAGCGUUAUCUAAACAAGUUAAUUAAAAGCAAACACCGACCCCGUCCAUCCACCUUUUGCUGAGCACCUCUUUGUCAGACUGUGCUCUUGUUUCUGUGAGCUGCAGAGCAUCAGAAGAUAGUGGAGAUAGUGUUUCAGGGUCCCGAGGACAUCAUGGGCCUGACCCGGUUGGAGUAAAGAUAAGGACUCUGAGGGACUGUGUGGAAUACCAAUUACCUCCCAUCUCCCAUGAGCAAUGAACACCAGCACCGAUAUAGAUAGGAGAGCUGGUCAACAUGUCGGUGGACUGAUAUCGAAGCCCAUAGUAAAAAUACACAGCUGCUGAUUUGUUGCUCAAAAGAAUUCAUUAGAAUUUGAUUUGAAUGCUUAUUAGUUGCAAUCUCAUUAGUUGUAACAGUAAGUGGAAACAACCAACACACAUCAAAGAUAAUGUUUGAUGAAGAGUUCAACCCUGACUCUGUGUACAUUACAUGAAACAGUCGAUGAUAAUGUAUGUUACAGGGACUCAGGGACAAGACUUUCCCUUGAACCAGCUAUGCUUUCCUUCCACUUCAUUUGAGCCUUUACAAGUGUAGGACGGCUUGAUAAGAUGGAGCCAGACAACAGCACGCUGGAGCCUUUCCUCUUGAACAGCACGGACGAGGUGGUGAGUACGGAUGCCCCCUGGGACCCCGCCACCCUCCUGGGACUGCAGAUCUCGCUGUCGGCGAUACUGGCUGUGGUCACGCUGGCCACCGCGCUGUCCAAUGCCUUCGUCAUCACCACCAUUGUCCUGACACGCAAGCUGCACACGCCGGCCAACAUGCUGAUCGGCUCGCUGGCGGUCACCGAUUUGCUGGUGUCCAUCUUGGUCAUGCCCAUUGCAAUCCUCUACACGGUCAGCAAGACAUGGACGCUUGGCCAGAUUGUCUGUGACAUCUGGCUGUCGUCAGACAUUACCUUCUGCACAGCGUCCAUCCUGCACCUGUGCGUGAUUGCGCUGGACCGCUACUGGGCCAUCACCGACGCACUGGAGUACUCAAAGCGCCGGACAAUGCGGCGCGCCAGCGUGAUGAUCGCUGUCGUCUGGGUCAUCUCCAUCUCCAUCUCCAUACCGCCGCUCUUCUGGCGGCAGGCCAAGGCGCACGAGGAGCUGACCGAUUGCAUGGUCAACACCGACCAGAUCUCCUACACGAUCUACUCCACGUUCGGCGCCUUCUACGUGCCCACCGUGCUGCUGGUCAUCCUCUACGGCCGCAUCUAUGUGGCAGCACGCUCGCGCAUCCUCAAGUCGCCGGCCGCCUGUGGCAAACGCUUCACGACCGCACAACUCAUCCAGACGUCUGCUGGCUCCUCGCUCUGUUCCCUCAACUCGACAUCAAACCAAGAGGGCAACCUACACCCUAUGGUCGGUGCGGGACACGGGCAAGCAAGUGGACAGGGUGGUGGCAGAACCGGAGGAAGUGGCGGAUCACCGCUCUUCGCCAACAGCGUGAAGGUAAAGCUGGCCGACAUUAGCGUGCUGGGAGCGCCUGGCCGCAAGGCCCAGAAGAAGGCCACCAAGACGCUAGGCAUCAUCCUGGGCGCGUUCAUCGUCUGCUGGCUGCCGUUCUUCGUGGGCACGCUGGUCAUGGCCAUCUGCAAGAAGUGCUGGUUCGACCCGCUGCUCUUUGACGUCUUCACCUGGCUCGGCUACCUUAACUCCCUCAUCAACCCCGUCAUCUACACCAUCUUCAACGACGAGUUCAAGCAGGCCUUCCAGAAACUCAUUAAGUUCAAAUCAUGCUAUUAACAACGCUUUCUAAUUAGAAUCACUCUAUAAUUAAAUGGACUGGAAAAAAAAAAACAGUGGCAUCAGCUACAAAAUGUGUGUUCAUGGUGUUCAAGUGUUCUCAUGCAAAAAGAAGUCAUGGUGACAUGGCGACACAUUUCCAUGCAGACACAUUGACCAGCUUGAGGAUCUUAGUGCCAUACAUGUCUUGUGUUCUCUUUGUAAAAAUUGUGCAUGUGUGCUCCAGAAGAGAGUUGUCUUUGUGUUUCAGGAGUCAUUAUCUGCCUUAGCAAAGGGGAAAAGAUACUGCUCAAGACUCAAACAUGUGCUUAUACAUGGCUGCAGAGCAAAUCAUCUAUACUGUAUAAUUAAGUGGACCUCAUUAGAGUAGACUGGGGAACGGAUAUGACAGCACGUCUACACUGAACUUGAAUGAAGCUGGGACGUCAUGCAUUGUGGUCCAUUAUGUAAAAUUCAUGGACUCCACCUUAAAAUGCUUGUCAUGUGAGAUAAUUAUAUAGAGUUUUAGUGCAACUGAAUUUUGUGUCUUUUAUGUACAAUGGCAAGAAUGUGUAUCUGUGUACAGUGCCACCUGCGAUUCACAUUGAAUUACAUUUAGAAGUUUGGCUCAUCCCUAAAUUUGGUAUAAAGGUCACAAAUUUUAUUUGCUUACAUUUGUUUGAAACACUCAGUAUCAGUAGAUUUCUGAUAUUUGAGCUAAUUCAGACCACAAUACCCUACAGUAUGUUGGAGACACUGUCUAUAAUGUUUACUGUAAACAUGACCUCACUGUUAAGGGAAGGAUGGGUCGUCACAUCUUGUUUGUCUUUUUGUGUCCUUUGGUGUUUUUUUCUUGCAUGUUUUCUCUUGGGUGAUGCUUCGCAUGUUUGCUGUUCGCUGGACUUAUUUCCCCAGUGCCGUGUCAAACUCACUUCAAACAAAAGAGAAGAAUCUCGAUAACAGGGAUUCGCCCAGAGGUAUGCUAAGCACAGGGGAGGGGGCGAUAAGGAAGUGAUGUGAGAAAUUGGCCAGUUGGUUCAGAAGAGUUGUCUGAGGAGAAUGAACUGUGUUUGGGAAGGACAUCAUGAAGCCUAAAUUUAGCAGAAUUUUCACUGCAACCAUUGAUGUCCACUGCUGGUGUCAAUUCAAAAAUAUAUUCAGUGUGUGUGCAAGUGUGUGCAUGCAUAUGUGCA
Molecule: messenger RNA, 4038 nt
Organism: Alosa alosa (allis shad)
Lineage: Eukaryota; Metazoa; Chordata; Actinopteri; Clupeiformes; Clupeidae
Product: 5-hydroxytryptamine receptor 1D-like
Biological process (GO): vasoconstriction; chemical synaptic transmission; regulation of locomotion
Cellular component (GO): dendrite; plasma membrane
Molecular function (GO): G protein-coupled serotonin receptor activity; neurotransmitter receptor activity
Source: RefSeq, a predicted model, not a curated record